AUGAAAGCUCAGCUCCCCACAGUCCUCACCCUCCUGUCGCCGGGUCUUUUACAGGUGGCCGCCACCUUCGCUGUGUUGGGAGUGGCAUUUCACUUAAGCAUCCGAAAAAUCGAAAUUGAUUACCGACUUUGGCACCUGUCAGCAGUAUAUCUCUUUGUCUGGGCUACUCUGGUGGGAAUCUAUGUGAAGCUAUUCGAUCUGAGCUGGCUGCUUGCCCUUACAACGGCUUGUUUUGCUGGCCUGUGCUUCAACGUCUCUCUAGCCGCUAGUAUCGCAGCUUAUCGACUGUUCUUUCACCGGCUGCGAAAUUUCCCCGGACCCUGGGGCGCGAAACUAAGCCGGGUUUAUGCCGUGAAGCUUGCAUCGAAAAAUCUUCAGUAUCACCUUGAGCUGCAAAACCUGCACAAGAAGUAUGGUGAUUUUGUCCGCACAGGCCCGCGCGAGAUUUCCAUCAUUCGCCCAUCGGCUGUCCAGGCCAUUAAUGGUCCCAAGUCCGCUUGUAUGAGGUCAACUUGGUACAGUCAGGUCUCAGAUGAUGUGACCAUAAUUUCACUGAAUUCCACCCGAGAUGUUGACGUUCAUCGCCGUCGCCGGCGGGCGUGGGAUCGCGGUUUCAGUGUAAAAGCGAUAUCCACCUACGCUCCGAGGGUCAGAUCUAAAGUCGACGUGUUUAUAAACCAGCUACGUACGCGUACGGGCGAGCCAGUAAACAUCACGGAAUGGUCUAUGUUUCUAACGUUCGAUGUGAUGGGCGCUAUCGGAUUUGGGAAGGAUUUCAAACAGCUUGAAGAAGCAAAGGAACACGGAGCGAUUAAAGGAUUGCAUGAGCAAAUGGCGAUAUUAGGGCUGUUGGCUCACCUGCCGUGGUUUUUGUCCCUACUGGCCUCACUUCCCGGGUUAACUGGAAGCUAUGGCACAUUUACCGAAUAUUGUCACGACCAGGUGAAGGAAAGAAUUACUAAAUGGGAACAAAUGAAAUCCCAAGAUCCCACUGAUGUCAUCUCUUGGCUGAUCAAGGCUUUGAAAGAGAAAGACUCAUCUGCACCGCCCGGUGAAGUGGCUCUACAAGAGGAUGGCCGUCUUUUGAUUAUAGCAGGAAGUGAUACAACGGGUGCAACUUUGGCAAAUGCGCUUUAUUUCCUCACGGCCAAUCCAUCCGUUUUCAAAGAACUUCAAACACAACUCGACGGUCUUUUCUCCGAAAUCGGUGAAGGGUUUACUUACGACCAGGUGCGCGAUAUCCCAUACCUGGAAGCUAUCAUCAACGAGACGCUCCGACUCAAACCAGCUGUGCCCAGCGGCCAGCAACGUGUAACGCCUCCUGGCGGUCUUCAAAUCGACGAGGUGUGGAUUCCCGAGGAUGUCAAUGUUGUUGUUCCACAGUACACUAUUCAGAGAGACAAUAGGAACUUUCCCGAAGGCGAGAAGUUUCUCCCUGAGAGAUGGCUGGUUGAAAAUAAGGGGAAAAUGAUCUUGAAUGAACAAGCAUACUUCCCGUUCCAGCUUGGCCAAUACUCAUGUGUUGGCAAGCAACUUGCUCUCAUGGAGCUCCGCUUGGCAAUUGUACUCUUUGCUCUGAAUUUUGACGUGGUCCUUGCUCCUGGGGAGGAUGGCGUAAAAUUCGAUCAAGGGGCUCAGGAUACCUUCACCUUUACAGUCUCUGCGCUACAAGUAGUAUUAAAGGAACGUGCAAGACCCUAG
This is a messenger RNA of Talaromyces atroroseus, 1701 nucleotides long. RefSeq lists its product as hypothetical. The transcript is spliced from 6 exons. Gene Ontology annotation, molecular function: iron ion binding; monooxygenase activity; oxidoreductase activity, acting on paired donors, with incorporation or reduction of molecular oxygen. The record is from RefSeq and is a predicted model, not a curated record. Lineage: Eukaryota; Fungi; Ascomycota; Eurotiomycetes; Eurotiales; Trichocomaceae. Bases 1 to 1701 code for a protein of 566 amino acids.